Messenger RNA from Oppiella nova, 976 nucleotides. Lineage: Eukaryota; Metazoa; Arthropoda; Arachnida; Sarcoptiformes; Oppiidae. The record is from the annotation of a GenBank genome assembly.
UUACAAUAUGAGUUUACUUUUUACGGUUAACUAUUUUCCAAACAACAGUAUGAAUUGGAUUUUUAUAUCUGGUCUAGUAAUUAUUGCUAGCUUAUUAAUUAAAUGGUACAAGGCGUUGGUUGAGUAUAGCUACAUAAAAGCAAUGGUGGCUAAUAUACCGGGUCCACCAGCGAGGUAUACGCUUCUUGGUAACUUGGAUAUGAUCUGGAACAAUUGCAAUGUUGAACAAAAUCCUGCUGACUAUUUCUUCAAAUCAAUGGCUCACUUAUAUAGAAAGGAAGGCAUAUUUAAGUGUAGGAAUGCCAAUAGAGUUAUGGUUUUAAUAUUCAAUCAAGACUUAGCACAGGAUUUUCUCAAAUGCAAUGUCAAUAUCGAGAAGGCAUUUGAAUAUCAAUUACUGUAUGACUGGUUGGGAAAGGGUUUGCUUAUCAACGACUCGGCCCACCUAUGGAGGGAACGCCGAAAACUACUGACCCCUGCCUUCCAUCAGAAAAUUCUCACAGAAUUUGUGCCCAUUUUUAACGAGAAGACCGAUAUUCUGAUGAAAUGUUUGGCCGAUUGUGUGGACAUAAAGGGUAUAAACAUUUGUGAUCUCGUGUUCCCCACAGCACUCGACAUCAUAACCGAGUCAGGAAUGGGUAUCAAAAUAAAUGCCCAACAAAAUGAAAACCAGGACUACAUUCACGCCAUUCAGCAAAUGGGCAAAUGUCUGUUGGAUCGGGUGUUUAACCCUAUGUUGUGGUCAAAUGUUAUCUUUUAUAUGACAUCUUCGGGCAAACAAUUCAAACGUAAUCUCAAUAUAUCUCAUGAAUUGACUCGACGUGUGAUUAAUGACAGGAAAGACUAUUUGCUGCAAAAUAAGGGAAAUGUCUGUUCAGACAGUGAUUGCAAACCAAGUAAACGCAAGAGAUUAGCAUUUCUGGACCUAUUAUUAGAGAAUCAUUUCAAUGAUAAUUCACUGACUCUGGAGGACAUC